Messenger RNA from Thamnophis sirtalis, 1440 nucleotides. The record is from RefSeq and is a predicted model, not a curated record. Lineage: Eukaryota; Metazoa; Chordata; Lepidosauria; Squamata; Natricidae.
AUAGAAGGAGGAGGGCCAUAAUCAAUCCCGGAAGCGGAAGUGCAAGAGAGUGGCUCUAAGGGAGGGUGAGCAAUCGCAGCAGGCACCGUCAGCGGGGACCGUCUGGGACGGGGAAUUGCUGGCCGCCGCGGAGUCUUUGCCAUGCCUCGGUACUGUGCGGCCACUUGUUGUAGGAACCGAGCGGGACAGAGCGCCCGAGAUCAGCGAAAGCUCAGCUUUUACCCGGAAAAAGGAAUAUCCCAGAAGAAAACACAAGUGGAAAGAAUAGAAAAUAUCAAAGAAAUGAGCACAUGCAUAACAACAUCAUCUCUUAAAUCUUGUUCACCAAAGAGAAAUAUCUUACCUGAAGGAGGCUUAUAUCGAAAGACUCUUGAAACAAACCCAGACUGCGCAGCGAGAACGGAAGGACUAACACAGGAUACUGUGAAAGGUGGCACUGCAUAUUCAGGUAACUGUGUGAAACAAAAUAAGCAGCAAGCAAACCAAAUAGUAGCAACGUCUGAUAUGGAAAACACAGGAGCCGUCCAUUCCAGUAUUCCAGGAAAUAAUCGGACCAUCAAAAACAUUUUUAAUGCUGCUGCUACAGAUUUGCAAGUUUCGGUUCGUGACCUCCAGUCAUGUUUUGAGCAUGGCACGGCUUCUAAAGCCACAGUUUUGCAAGCCACACAUCUGGAACAUGGAGAUUCGUCUCUGGAAUUCACUAAGGUCCCCAUACCCAUGAGCGAACUUAAAUCCAAUCAUUUUGAUUCUCAUAUUGCGAAUUGCUCAAUAGAAGUACAAACGGAUGAAAGUUCUGUGUUGCUUCAGUCUAUGUCACAAGCUUUGGAGCAGCUUGGUGGAAAUAAUGAGUCUGUCAUCACCAUUAUCGUUCCUUCAGAGGACUCAAGAACCCCCUUGCUAUUAGAGGGCGCCUUUAUAUCAGCAGAAGAGGUACUUACCCAUUUGGAAGCAGAAAACUCUGUUGUCAUCGGCAGCUGCAGCAGCCUUGAAGUGCUGCAAACUGAGCACUCAUACUGUAGGCAAGACACAGACCGGGAACAACUCUGGCAAAAAAUUACAAAGCUGCACUCAAAAAUAGCCCUUUUAGAAGUCCAGGAGAGAAAAACCCUAAGCAGACUUAAAGCUAUAGAAGCAGUUGUUGCACAACUGAAGCAAGACAAUCUCCUUUCAGAGGAGAAACUUAAGAUCGUAGAAAACUGUUUUACAACAUUUGAAGUUACCAUGAUAUAAUAAAAAAAAGGGAUUGCAACUUGUUCUGCAAGUUAUUUUCUGGGGUACACUUUGGUUUGUUGGUUUGUGAGAGAGGGUGUUUUGUUUAUUUAUUGAUUCAUUUAUUUAUAAGUAGAAAUGGAAUAAAAAUAGGUCCAUCACUUUCCUCCCUGUCCUCUGCUCUUAGUAUCUUCCCAAAUUCUUUAAUGGAAUACUAGCUGAUAACCCAGG